GCCAUUUCCACCCAUCCACACCCAGUCCAGCCAACCGAAUUUAAAUGAGGGAAAGAGAGCUGGAGUCGCAGAAGUAGUUCAAGUUUUCAAGUUUUGUAUGCCACAACGGGAGACUGAGACUUUAUUUCCGCGUACAGCGAGGCGAAAUAAUCGCAGGGAGCCGUUUUCGGGGUCUGAGACAAGCGCAGAAAGAAAGGCCGACCACACAAAGCCCCAAUACCCGAGAUGCUCCAAACAAAUUAGCAUAAUUAAGGCGCCUGCCCAAUGGCUGAACAUUAGCAGAGAGGGAGAUAUAUCGAGAAAUACACGCACUUUUGUGCCGCGAUCAUCAACGCGAUCAAAUGCAAAUGAGGCGACAUCAGUCAGGCGGCCGAAAGCGAAAUGUGCAUCAUCAACACGAAAUCUUUGGCCUGGCAGUUGCAUAAUACGCAGAGCUAACCAAACACGACCCCAUUUCGGAAAUCGCAAAGCCCCGAUUGCCCGCCAACACGACGAAGGCAGACCCAGAGCUGGGCAUCAAGUAUACGCUACGUGGACCGCUGCCGCCGCAAUGGAUCUCAUGGAGCUGCUGCACCAGCUGUUCCUGCACAUACUCGACAUCUUUAGGAUCUACGUCAAGUUCGCACUGAUCACCCUGGUCAUAUACUUCCUGGCCGAGUGGUACAUCCUGCGCUACGGCGCCGAACUGGAGGCCGAACUGGACGCCCAUCUGGUGGAGGGCGCCGAGCUGAGGGAGGAGUCGCCCGAGCGACCCGAGUCGAACAGCACGCUGAGCAAGGUGUUCCGAUUCGUGGUGAACUUUUUCAUCCUAUAAAAAGCGACUCCGCUCGCCGCGACUGAACCCACCUGUCAAGGUCAAUCGCUCGGCUGAAUCGGCUUUGCUUUUUCGCGGAAUUGCAAUUCGAUUCAGCCAGCCGCGGCUCAAGGCUCCCGUCGAGAGAAUGUAAAAUCGAACCAGUUGCAUUUAACAGCAGAAAAACACAAAACAACAUGAUACCGCCAGCAAAAGCUGCACAAGUAAACACAAUCUUUGUAUGUAAUAAACAAUAACAAUAAGGAGCUGUAGAAACGA
Messenger RNA from Drosophila biarmipes, 1072 nucleotides. RefSeq lists its product as uncharacterized. The transcript is spliced from 2 exons. The record is from RefSeq and is a predicted model, not a curated record. NCBI's taxonomy places the organism in Eukaryota, Metazoa, Arthropoda, Insecta, Diptera, Drosophilidae. Bases 98 to 814 code for a protein of 238 amino acids.